This is a messenger RNA of Ochotona princeps (American pika), 1089 nucleotides long. It is a transcript of the gene SHD, whose product is annotated as Src homology 2 domain containing transforming protein D. Gene Ontology annotation, molecular function: phosphotyrosine residue binding. Bases 37 to 1089 code for a protein of 350 amino acids. The transcript has 6 exons. NCBI's taxonomy places the organism in Eukaryota, Metazoa, Chordata, Mammalia, Lagomorpha, Ochotonidae. The record is from RefSeq and is a predicted model, not a curated record.
CCUGGCCCCUUUUGGGGUGACGGCGCGCACUGCCCAAUGGCCAAGUGGCUCCGGGACUACCUGAGCUUGGGGGGCCGGCGGCCCCCUCCGCAGCCGCCCACCCCGGACUACACGGAGAGCGACAUCCUGAGGGCUUACCGUGAGCAGAAGGACCUGGACUUUGAGGACCCCUAUGAGGACGCCGACAGCCGCGCGGAACCCGACCCUCCUGGCCCCGGGGACUCCAAGGGCCCAGCCACCGCCAAGUACGACUCCCCCAAGCACCGGUUGAUUAAGGUAGAGGCUGCGGACAUGGCCAGAGCUAAGGCGUUGCUGGGCAGCCCUGAACAGGAAGAACAGCCGGAAGCUGACACAGAGUACUCGGACCCUUUUGACGCACAGCCCCACCUGCCAUCUCCAGAUGACAGGUACAUGGAGCCAUACGAUGCCCAGCAUAUAGCAAAUGAUGUGCCCAGCCGAAUGGUGCAGUUGUACGACACCCCCUACGAAGAGCAGGACCAAGAGGCACCAGCAGCAACGACGGUGGCCGGGGAUGGGCCUGGUUUGGAGCAGAAACCACCACAGCAGAGCCGACUGCCCCCGGAGGACGAGCGGCCAGCGGACGAGUACGACCAGCCCUGGGAGUGGAAGAGGGAACACAUUUCCCGGGCCUUUGCAGUGCAGUUUGACAGUCCGGAAUGGGAGCGGACCCCAGGCUCGGCCAAGGAACUGCGGAGACCCCCACCCAGAAGCCCCCAGCCCGCAGAGCGCGUGGAUCCCGCCGUGCCCCUGGAGAAGCAGCCGUGGUUUCAUGGCCCCCUGAGCCGGGCGGAUGCCGAGAACCGCCUGUCCCUGUGCAAGGAAGGCAGCUACCUGGUGCGGCUCAGCGAGACCAGCCCCCAGGACUGCUCCCUGUCGCUCAGGAGCAGCCAGGGUUUCCUCCACCUAAAGUUCGCUCGGACCCGCGACAACCAGUUCGUGCUGGGCCAGCACAGCGGCGCCUUCGCCAGCGUCCCGGAACUGGUGCUGCGGUUCAGCUCACGCCCGCUGCCCGUGCAGGGUGCCGAGCACCUGGCCCUGCUGUACCCGGUGGUCACGCAGGCCCCUUGA